Molecule: messenger RNA, 1335 nt
Organism: Leopardus geoffroyi (Geoffroy's cat)
Lineage: Eukaryota; Metazoa; Chordata; Mammalia; Carnivora; Felidae
Product: olfactory receptor 7G3-like
Exons: 3
Coding region: 1-1335 (444 amino acids)
Biological process (GO): G protein-coupled receptor signaling pathway
Cellular component (GO): membrane
Molecular function (GO): G protein-coupled receptor activity; olfactory receptor activity
Source: RefSeq, a predicted model, not a curated record
AUGGCCGGUGCCGGUCGCACCCAGCACCGUUCGCGGGACUGUGCCGCCUCCGAUGCCCAGAGACUGGCUGGGCGCCACCCGGCCCCGGAAAAAGCUCCCAUGAUCUGUAGCAGCAGCAUUUCAGGGAUUAUGGAAAAUCGCGACACGCGUCUGGCACCAGGUUUUCCCUUAACGCCCUUGUUCCGGCACCAGCGAGUGUGGUUGUUCUCCGGUCUGCUGGCACCUUUGCCUGUGUGGGGGCCGCACAGCCUCUACCGGCUGUCCUCCCAGCAGAGGAACCGCCUCUCCCCGCUAAGAAUCAAGGAGUUUGUGAAACAUUUUAGAUCCACUGCUACCAUGAGUAGCAAGUUUUGUUUUCUUGUCACCUCCAUCUUUUCUAUCAAACCCCUCAGGAACGUGAAAUCGGGAAACUUCUCAGCUACUACAGAAUUCCUCCUCCUGGGACUGUCAGAGGAUCCACAACUGCAGCCCCUGCUAUUCUGUCUGUUCCUGUCUAUGUACCUGGUCUCUGUGUUCGGGAACCUACUCAUCAUCCUGGCCAUUGUGUAUGACUCCCACCUCCACACCCCCAUGUACUUCUUCCUCUCCAACCUGUCCUUUGUUGACAUCUGUCUCACCUCCACUACCAUCCCAAAGAUGCUUGUGAACAUCCAGACACAGAGAAAAUCCAUCAGUUACACAGGCUGCCUCACCCAAAUCUGCUUCGUCCUGACUUUUGCUGGAUUAGAAAAUGGAAUUCUGGUAAUGAUGGCCUUUGAUCGAUUUGUGGCCAUCUGUCACCCAUUGAGGUACAAGGCCAUCAUGAACCCCAAGCUCUGUAGGCUGUUGGUUCUGCUGUCUUUCCUCAUUAGUGUUCUGGAUGCCCUUCUCCACACUUUGAUGGCACUGAGUCUGUCCUUCUGCACAGACCUGGAAAUUCCCCACUUUUUCUGUGAAUUAGCUCAUGUCCUCAAGCUUGCCUGUUCUGAUAUCUUCAUCAAUAACAUCCUUGUGUACUUAGUGACCAGCCUGUUGGGUGUUGUACCUCUCUCUGGGAUAAUUAUCUCUUACACUCAAAUUGUCUCCUCUGUUCUGAAAAUCCCAUCAGCUAGUGGAAAGUAUAAGGCAUUUUCCAUCUGUGGGUCACACUUAAUAGUUGUUUCCUUGUUCUAUGGGACAGGUUUUGGGGUAUACCUGAGUUCUGCAGCUACUCACUCCUCCCGGAAGAGUGCAGUAGUAUCAGUGAUGUAUACCGUGGUCACCCCCAUGAUGAACCCUUUUAUCUAUAGUCUGAGGAACAAGGACAUGAUGGGGGCUUUGAGGAAGUUCAUCUCUAGAAUAUCAGCUUCCCAUUAA